AUGCCGUCAACGACCCCUGAUACCUUGGACAAUUGGUGGUGUCCUAUGAAUUCCGAGUACGCCUUCCUCGGGUUCAGUUAUGAGGUUACCGCAUGCCAAAGUUUGGAUCAACUCAAGACUGAGUUUGCUGACAUCCGCAACAACUUCGAUGGGAGAUACGUUCGCCUAUAUGGUGCGUGUGACAAUCCAGGUUUCUACGAUGAUGUCGUAGAUGCUGCAUGGGAAGCUGGCGUUGGAGUUCACGCUUUGAUUUGGUUUGGCUUCGAUGGUGGAGACGAAUGGCAGACCCGUCGCGACUCCCUUAUUUCCACCUUGACUAGCAACCCAAAGGCCAAAUUUGUCACACGUGGCGUUCAGUUUGGAUCGGAGCCCCUAUUUGAUAAUGUUCUCCCCCAUGAAGAGCUUGCCUCUCAGGUGCUGUUGGUCAAGACACAGCUUAGUGGGGUUAGCGUGCCUGUCACUGUCAGUGAGCUGGCUUUCGGCUACCAGGAACGCGGCGGCGCUCAAGAUGUGCUGGAUGCAAUUGACUUCAUCAAUAUUCACAUGUUGCCAUUUUUCUCUACGGAAGCAACAAGUGGUGCUGCUGCGUGGUCACAAGUACGGACGGACAUGAAUUGGUUCAUUCAGCAUGGCAAUGGCAAAAAGAUGUACUUUGACGAGAACGGGUGGCCUUCAGUCACUUCUCCGGGCGUUCAAGCCAACAGUGCCCUUGCCGUAGCAAGCAUUCCUAGCGAGUCGGCCUACUAUACCAUGCUCGACAGCCACUGUGAGGACCUUAAAAAUGCCCCCGGUGGUGGCAUCGGAUGGUUUGCACACAUUUACUCUGAAAGCCAAGAGCCGGGAUACGGGAUUUAUGCCAAUAACGGUCAACUCAAGUUUGAUUUCAAGCCGCGUACGUCUUGCUAG
Molecule: messenger RNA, 906 nt
Organism: Pisolithus orientalis
Lineage: Eukaryota; Fungi; Basidiomycota; Agaricomycetes; Boletales; Pisolithaceae
Product: glycoside hydrolase superfamily
Exons: 6
Coding region: 1-906 (301 amino acids)
Source: RefSeq, a predicted model, not a curated record